Messenger RNA from Leopardus geoffroyi (Geoffroy's cat), 1596 nucleotides. RefSeq names its product motilin (gene MLN). The record is from RefSeq and is a predicted model, not a curated record. The transcript is spliced from 6 exons. NCBI's taxonomy places the organism in Eukaryota, Metazoa, Chordata, Mammalia, Carnivora, Felidae. Gene Ontology annotation, molecular function: motilin receptor binding; hormone activity. The coding region runs from base 1056 to 1451 and encodes 131 amino acids. Gene Ontology annotation, cellular component: extracellular region.
UCCCCAUCUGAACGUUUGGGGCAGCGUCUCUGGAGGGUGCUAAUGGCCAGUGAGGUUCUCCUGGAGAAAUGGCCUCUGCUAGCCCAGACCCUCUGGACUUCACCCUCAGUCUGCCCCAGCCACCUCCCAGAUUCUCCUCGCCCUGCCCUGAUGACCAGACCCAACCACUAAACCCAUUCAAGGCACUAUGAGGGCCCCCGUUUCUCCCCCAUCAAAUCCAAAUCCUUCUGCUUGGUUUCUAAGAAUGCCCACACUCAGACCCAAGAAUGACCCUCUCCCAACCCACAGGGAGACCCUGCCAUCCUAUGCCAUCCUUUAUUCCUGCAUAUGCCCUGUGUCCCAGAAGCCCCCACUCCCAUCCUCUGCCAUGUCUGGCCAUGACCAGCUUUGACCCUUGUAUAGAGAGACCUUGGGGGUCCCUGGCUGACUCAGUCGGUAGAGCAUGCAACUCUCAAUCUCAGGGCAGGGUUGUGAGUUUGAGCCCCACAUAGAGAGUAGAGCUGACUUAAAAAGAGAGAGAGAGACCUUACAGUGGGGUCACCGAGGAGCUAUUUCAUUGUGCCUCGGUUUCCUUAUCUGCAAAAUGGGACAAUUAAGAGCACCAGCGUCAUGGCAUCGCUGAGGCUUCAUUAGAACAUGCGUGUCAAGCAUUCCCGGACCGUGUUCCAGAAAUGGCACUGGCCAGCAGCAGCACCCAACAGAGAAUCCGAUCACUAAAGAGCUGGCCUGAAGACACUCAACAACAUCAUAUAUUUAAGUAACAAAAAAGAAAGGGCUUUUGUUAAAACGACCCUCUGAGCGGCAGCUAAGUUCUAAGUGGACGGGAAAGUGCCAUCUGGGUGGAAGCUGGCCUCCACCAAAUCCUGACUGUCGCCUUCCGGGAAAGCCCCAGAAGUCCCACGACGUGCCAGGCCCUGCCUGUUGUUUCCGUGAGCUUCGAGAAUCCAGGCUCCCCACCCAAAGCCCCCAAGGUGUGGCCAAAGGUUAACGGGUUCCCAAGGGAGGGCUAGAGGGCCCAUCAGACCAGCCAGAUAGCAGAUAUAAGGGCGGGUCAGAUGAGCCAGAUACCAAAGGAGGAGCAGAGACAGACAAGCCCCAGGAUGGUGUCCCGCAAGGCCGUGGCUGUCCUGCUGAUGGUGCACGUGGCCGUCAUGCUGGCCUCCCAGACGGAAGCCUUCGUUCCCAUCUUCACUCACAGCGAGCUCCAGAGGAUUCGGGAAAAGGAGCGGAACAAAGGGCAAAAGAAAUCCCUGAUUGUACAGCAGAGGUCCGAGGAAGUGGGCCCUCUGGACCCUGUGGAGCCCACAGAGGAAGAAGAAAACGAAGUUAUCAAGCUGACUGCUCCUGUGGCAAUUGGAACGAGGAUGAACUCCAGGCAGCUGGAAAAGUACCGGGCCGCCCUGGAAGGGCUGCUGAGUGAGGUGCUUCUGCCUGCCCGGAACGACAAAUGACAGCCCGCUCCAGGGGAAGGUGGAUGAAACUGGGAGCGCCCUCCCACCCGAGGGAGACCCCGGAAUCUGCUGCCCCACAGCCGGGCUCCAAAGGAAAAUACUCUCUCCCAAGCAAGCCCCCUCCUGCAAAUAAAGUGGCAAAUAA